Messenger RNA from Brachypodium distachyon (stiff brome), 2053 nucleotides. RefSeq lists its product as uncharacterized. Bases 231 to 665 code for a protein of 144 amino acids. Lineage: Eukaryota; Viridiplantae; Streptophyta; Magnoliopsida; Poales; Poaceae. The record is from RefSeq and is a predicted model, not a curated record. The transcript has 3 exons.
CCCCUCGCCCUCCCCACUUCGUCCGGGCGUUGCUGCUGAUUCUGCGAGAGGUUCGUGUGUCUCGGGUCCACGCGAGGGGGAAGGGGGAGAGAGGAGGGAGAGGAGAGGACGAAGCUCUCCGUGUUUCUGCGAUUCUGCCCCGCCCUUCCUCCGCCUUCGAGCUUUGCUGAAACACCGAUCCCAGGAACCAAGAAAAAAGGGUCCGUGAACAGGUUUCUUGCGGCAGAACAAUGGAGGUACUUGGCAAAUCUGUGAUUGCUGAGCCCAGCAAUGUGAUUUUCAUGUCCACUAUUCUUAACACAGAAGGGCCAAUCCCCAGUCACAAGUGUGACAAGAGGUGCCAGAAUGAGCACAUCUUUGGAAACAUGUACCGUUGCAAACUGACUGGAAUGACACACAUUUGUGACAAAAACUGUAACCAGAGGAUCCUCUACGACAACCACAGCUCGCUCUGCCGAGUGAGCGGGCAGUUGUUCGCACUCUCGCCACUGGAGUUGCAGGCAGUGAGGGGGAUCCGUAGGAAGCAUGAAGUUGACAGCCAUGAAGGGUGCUCUUCUUUUAAGCGCAGGCGUGGUGCACAGCUGCAUCCUUCCCCUUUUGAGAGAUCCUACUCCGUCGCAUCUCCGAUACCGAGCCAAGCUGGAGAUGGCAUGGACCUGAGCUAGAGCUAACGAGACCUCCAUCUUAUCUUCCCCCAGCCACCCUAUGCGGAUUUUUCUACUCCAUUUUCCCUUCUUUAACAGGAUGGAACUAUAAGGGCUUCCUUCUUUGUAGACUUAUGAAGGGAUAUGAGACUCCUUAGAGGCAAUAAAUAAAUGUCUAUGUAGUAGCAGUUCAUUUUCGUGGAACCUUGUUGUAAUCGUAACUUCGAUUGAACAGCCUAUUCUAAUUACGUAGUAUUUUGAGAUAAUCGUCUGCUAUUACCGUUUAGAUCAUUUACCUCUGGUGCAGUAAUCUUGUUUGCUCUAACAUUAUAUUAUUGUUCUCGUUUCUUUCUUAUGUUCUCUUAAUGUUAAUCAUCUAACUCAUUUUUGUGCGGUCGAGCUAUGCAAAUUUGCUUGACGUGGUCGAUGAUGUAUAUCUGUUGAACAUUAUUUGAUCCAAUUUUUUGCGGUGUGAACUUACUAACUGAAUUUCCUGCAUAGCGAAUGCUUUUCAUGGCAGGGGUGCUGAUGAAGUCUGGGUUAUUUAUGGUUUGUUCACAUAAGCUUAAUUGUUUCUAUGAAAUGCUUUCUGUUUUGCAGGUUUUGCUUAAAUUUACUUAUUACCACUUAUAUUGCUUCUUCCUGUUUUCUAUUUAUUUGCUUCUUGCACUCACCUUUUUCUGUUUUGCAGGGCCAUCCAGGUGCUAACUUUUUCUGUAAAUGUUUUUGUUUUUCGUAUAAUUUUCCCUUUGUUAAGUUGUUUUAUUUUGUUCAUACAAGUGUUCACUUGUUUCUUUUGCUUGUGCAGGUGACCUUCUGGUCUGCUGUUCUUUUCAAACCGUGGGUCAUGGAGGCAAGAGCUACUCAAGAAGAUUAUUGAAGUCGUUUGCAGCAGAGUUGUAUCGGCGAGGUACCCUCGAAGUGUUCUGCCUCACCAUGCUUUUCAGAACAAAAAUCAGCAGCAAAGAGGCUUGAAACUAUUCAAACAAGGGCCAGUGGCACUGAAAUUUCGAAACUUAUACUGGAGAAGACCCAACAGCAGCUACCGACUUUCGACAUUGCAUUGCUGCUGCGUUUGGAGAGGCAGUAAAUAGGCUUGAAACUAUUCAAACAAGGGCCAGUCUGAAGCCACUGAAACUUCGAAACUCUUACUGGAGAAAACCAGCAGCGGCCCCACUCUUGAUUUGCAUUGUUUUGGAAAAAUUGACUCGAGAAACCACCAUCUGGGAUUUGUGGAAACCUCUCUGAAUGUCUCUAAUAAGAGAUUUGUUUGUCGCCAAUCCGACAAGCUUGCUUUGUACACAAACUUAUCUUGUUAUGAAGUUUCAUUUCACCCUGUAAAAGAGCUUGGGCCAUGAUUGUACUCCUGCUUCUUGAGGAAAUAAUAUCCAGAGUAAAGUUUUCUCUUG